GGACCUGGAUUGCUGCCGAGGGAGCAAACCUGUUGGGGAGGUAUCUGCGUUGGAAAUUUGACACCAGGGAGAAGUGCCCAGGGGUCCGUUGUCAUGGCUGGGAACCGAGGAACCAUCCGGGGAGCGUCCCACUUCAGCGCCGAGGAGGAUGCUCACAAACUCCGCAAGGCUAUGAAAGGACUGGGAACGGACGAAGAUGCCAUUAUCGAAAUUCUGGUCCACAGGAAUCUGGCCCAACGGCAGGAGAUCAAGAUGACCUACAAAGCUUCUCUGGGCCGGGACCUAAUUGAUGACUUAAAAUCUGAGCUAAGUGGGAAGUUUGAGAAGGUUAUUGUUGGCCUGAUGACGCCCAUCACCCUGUACGACGUGGAGGAGCUGAAGAGAGCCAUGAAGGGGGCCGGGACCGAUGAAGGAUGUCUGAUAGAAAUCUUGGCUUCCCGGAACAACAUGGAAAUCCGUCGGAUUAACGAAACCUACAAACACCAGUAUGGGACUAAUCUUGAGGAAGAUAUAGUCUCCGACACGUCUUCCAUGUUCCGGAGAGUUCUGGUAUCCUUAGCAACAGGCAACAGAGAUGAGAGCAACUAUGUUGAUGAAGGCCUGGCCCGGCAAGACGCCCAGGCCCUUUAUGAAGCCGGGGAGCAAAGAUGGGGGACGGACGAAGCCCAGUUCAUGACCAUCCUGUGUACAAGAAACAGAAGCCACCUGUUGAGGGUGUUUGAUGAGUACACCAGGAUUGCUGGCAAGGAUAUUACAGAAAGCAUUAAAUCUGAGAUGUCGGGAGAUCUUGAGGAUGCCUUGUUAGCAAUUGUAAAAUGCAUGAGAAAUAAGACGGCCUAUUUCGCUGAAAGGCUCUACAAGUCCAUGAAGGGUUUAGGGACCGAUGAUGACACGCUCAUCCGAGUGAUGGUGUCCCGUUGCGAGAUUGACAUGAUUGAUAUUAAGGCAGAGUUCAAGCGGAUGUACGGGAAAUCUCUCUACUCCUUCAUUAAGGGAGACACUUCAGGGGACUACAGGAAGGUCCUACUCCAUCUCUGCGGUGGGGAAGACUAAAAACCCAAGCUAAACUUCUGCCUUACUCCACAGUCCAGGCUGCGCAUCUGGCACUCCCUGAAAGAAAUCCUCAAGGAGUAAUGCUUCUACGGGUCUCGAAAAGGCGCCACGAAUGCAUUGUGCUAACACUGAUUUUGCUUGCUAGAAUUGCUGUUUAAAUACAUUUGAAAAGAAUUUAGCAUUGCUUGGGACUAGGGGCCUCAAAGGCAAUACAGAAUCAACACUAGCAUUUUUUCGAAUUAUUUUUGUAUCCUGCUUUCAGCUCUGCAGAAAGGUUUCUUACUAAAAAUUGGGGAGUUUUGAGUCUCUUGCAUCUCCUUUUAAGUGGGAUGAAUUCCCCACACAUUUCAGUUUUGAUGGGAUUGCAACCAGCCGCCUUCUGCUAUCCGUGCAGCCGAAUGACAAAACCAGCCUUUGUUAUUCUGCCUCCACUUGGCCCUACAAUAAUUGCUAUCUUGAUCGCAUCUGACCCCUCACGGGUCCUGACUCCUACAUCCCGUUCCCCAAAGAGGAAAACUAGUCCAAUGAGGUUCAGAGCUAGACGACUGGACCGAGAGAAGGAUCUUAAUUUGCACACUUGACAUUGACACGGGAACUCAGGCUGCUUGGAUAGACAUUUUGGAGGCUGUGCCAAUUAUGGAAAUUCAGGCAGAUUUACCUUUGCCUGGGGUUUUGUUAGUGGAGUGGGCAUAGUUUCCCACUUGUGUUGAGUAACUCAUGUUGCUUCCUAUGAUGCAGUCAUUAACAGCAGGUUCAGCCAGAUGGAAAGGACGCCACCUUCUAUCCAAUUUUUAGAAGGUUAAGAGAACCUGAAAUGGGAUGGGAGAUGCUUUUAGGGGAUGACGUCCCUCCUGCUCCAGGGUUAGGCAGCAGGCUGCUGGCCAAUGGUUAUUCCCCAAAGGAGAAAAAUUCUAUCACCUCUAUGAAAUCUUAUGCGUGCAGAGCAGAUCACAUAUAUCCACCUGCUAAAGUAACAUGUGUAUAAUUAUGCUUAAGCUGGAAAUGAUGUCAUUGUGCUGGAAAAUGCUUCAAAUAUUCUACUACUGCAAGGUAUUGGGCAUUCAAAAGCUGUAAUUUCUCUUGUUUACAUACACUCAGCUGACAACAGAAACCCUUUUGUGCCUUUCUUACAAUGUAUGAGAAGUGAAGAUGGGCGGAAAAAAGUGAGACAUAUGAGUGAUGGAUUUUUUAAAAAAUUAAAGUUGUGUGUCUAACUUCUCCUUCCAAAA
Messenger RNA from Pogona vitticeps (central bearded dragon), 2282 nucleotides. NCBI's taxonomy places the organism in Eukaryota, Metazoa, Chordata, Lepidosauria, Squamata, Agamidae. The record is from RefSeq and is a predicted model, not a curated record.